This is a messenger RNA of Coprinopsis cinerea okayama7#130, 375 nucleotides long. RefSeq lists its product as hypothetical. Lineage: Eukaryota; Fungi; Basidiomycota; Agaricomycetes; Agaricales; Psathyrellaceae. Gene Ontology annotation, biological process: meiotic recombination checkpoint signaling; synaptonemal complex assembly. The record is from RefSeq and is a predicted model, not a curated record. The coding region runs from base 1 to 375 and encodes 124 amino acids. The transcript has 5 exons. Gene Ontology annotation, cellular component: nucleus.
AUGCAGGCUCAGGCUAAUUUAGCGUCGACGCAGGCGAUAACGCAGACCCAAAGUCUCGCAGCAGUUCAAACGCUGCUCAGGGCUGGACUGUCUUGCAUAACAUUCCUUAGAAACCUACUCCCGGAGGAGAACUUUGCCGAAAGUCAUUUGACAACGGCGGACGACUCUAUCAUAUCGUCCUCUGACGCAGACGCGACUCCAAUGAAUAAAACUCGAAGCAACAAGGUCAAUGGGUUCAGAAUCAUGACUAUGGUCCGGGGCUACACGGACGAGGCUGAUAGGAUUCUCAAUUACUUGGAGAAUGGUAUUUUCGACGCCUUGGAGAAGCAGUACCUUCGAAGCUUCAUCUUUGCAAUUUACUUGGUAUUUCGCUGA